Messenger RNA from Eleginops maclovinus (Patagonian blennie), 5728 nucleotides. RefSeq names its product coiled-coil and C2 domain containing 2A (gene cc2d2a). The coding region runs from base 68 to 5056 and encodes 1662 amino acids. Gene Ontology annotation, biological process: non-motile cilium assembly; protein localization to ciliary transition zone. Gene Ontology annotation, cellular component: ciliary transition zone. NCBI's taxonomy places the organism in Eukaryota, Metazoa, Chordata, Actinopteri, Perciformes, Eleginopidae. The transcript is spliced from 39 exons. The record is from RefSeq and is a predicted model, not a curated record.
GUAUCUGCCGUUACUAGGCAGCCAGAACGGCUCUGUUUCUACCGUUAAAAUAAACCUCUUCUCCGGCAUGGCUUCAUCAAGUGACAUUCGAGAAAAACUGAGGAGAAAAAGACGAGCUUUACAGGAGAGUUUGGUCCGACACAGACCUGUGGACGACAUCCAGGCUCUGGUUCCAUCUUCCAAACUGAGUGAGGACAAUCUGGAAACCACCAUGAAGGAGCCUCAAAUCAGCGAGGAAGAUCCGGGAGAGACUCUGAAACGAACGCUCAGAGCUCAGAGACAGAGACGGAAGAAAAAGCUGCUUGAGCAGACGUCCCCCCGUGAUGAUGACAAAGGUGUGGAGGAGAUCCCGAGCACUCAGCGCCACAGUGAAGAGGAGGGGUCUGCUGAAAAGGCUGCUGGCUCUGUGGUUUCAUCAAGACCUCCGACUGGAUCUCAGAGAAGUGUCUCCUGCAGAGCGCAGCAGGCCCCCGGCUCUCAGCUGCUGGAGAGCUCUGUGACCCGACGCCUGGAGGAGAAGCUGAGAGCAGCCAGGUCCAGAGGGGAGAGCCUCCAGGAGCAGGAGGCCUCUGUGGAGCCGGCCAGCCGCCUGCACAGCCUCCGGGACCCAGACACCAGGACCAGGUUCGACAGGGAGGCGGAUCCGGACGGAGCUGGGAAACCGGACGACCCUCUGGCUCUCAGCACCAGGGUCCAGUUCAGAGAAGCUGCCAGACGAAAAGGAGACGGACUGCCCACUGCGGAGGAGGCGUACAAUUUCUUCACACUCACCUUUGAGCCGGAUCCACGAGAUGGGAACAAGACCAAAGAGAAACGCAGAACAUCUGAGGAGGAGGAGGAGGAGGAGGAGGAGGAGCAGCAGCAGCAGGAGGGUCCAGAUGGGAAUGAAGAUCAGAAUGAAGGCGCUCCUCUGGUGACGGACGGAGAUCUGCUGCUGCUCCAACAAUCCACACAGGACUUCCUGGAGAUGAAGAGAGCCGAGUAUCUCCGGUCCGGACAGCGCAUCGAGCGAGAGAACGCGGUCCUCUUUACGCCCAGCCUCUCAUCAGUGGCGGCCCACAUCAAACUCGCUGACAACAUGAAGCCUCGCUACCUGGAGGAUGAGGGUCUGUAUGUGGGGGAAAGGCCCCCCGUCUCUCUGAGCAACCAGAAUGUUCUGGAGAAUCGCAUCCUGCAGAUGGAGGAGGGGAAGAAGUGGUUCGGAGACGACGGCAGGAUCCGGGCUCUGCCUGACCCCAUCAAGGAGUCCUCCACCAGACCCCCCCUCUUCCACAUGGAGGAGGACCUGGACCCUGCACUACACACUGUGUACAGGAAGCCGCUGAAGUCUAAGUAUGCUAAUCUGUACCUGUCGGGGGCUGCGGACCCCGAGGGGGACUACCAGCUGGAUGUGGAUGUUUCCGGGCUCAUCUUCUCCCACCACCCCCUCUUCAGCCGGGAACAUGUGCUGGGCUCCCGCCUGGCUCAGCUGUACGAUCAGUACCUGAGCAGGCAGCGCAACAACCUCUCUGCACACCUCACCGACAAGCUGAACGGACUGAGGAAUGCUCUGAGGAAUAUUCUGGAGAUCCAUGGAGGACAGAGUCUGACUCCGGCCAUGCAGCGCCGGAUCUCUGAGUACAGUCUGGAGGUCAGGAGCACCAGGCAGCUGCGGGACAGCGAGCAGGAGAAGGACCGGGUUCUGCUGAGGAACAUCGUCAGGGUGUGGAAGGAGCUGAAGACCCUCAGAGACUUCCAGAAGUUCACCAACACGCCCUACAAGCUGUCCCUCAGGAGGGAGAACGUGGACCGGGCCUCUGACGAGCGUCAGUGUGAGGGGGAGAUCCUGGCUGAGGUGGUGGAGCUGGAGGCGGAGAUGGAAGAGGACUACCAGAAGAAGCUGGGCGAGUACAAGAGGCAGCUGGAGGAGUGGAAGAUCUGGAGGAGGAGACAGAAAGCCAAGAAGAAGAAGAGGAGGAAGAAAGGUCAGGAGGAAACCGAAGAGGAAGAUGAAGAGGUGAGCGAAUCAGAGGGCCCCGCUGAAGAAGGGCCCCCCAAACCGGGGCCCCCAGAGAAGCCGGACAUCGUCUCCAUAGAGCAGCAGGUCAGAGAGAAAGCCUCCAGGAUCCGCAGGAAACCCGGAGAACCGAUCCUGAUACCCGAGCUGUCAGCGUCCGGAAACAUCACGGCCAGCGAGGACUGCGGCAGCAGGGCUGAAGUCGCUCGCAGGGAGGACGUGGCAAAGCGCUCCCUCUUCAUAAAGAUCCUCUACAACAACAAAGAAGUCUCCAGAACUGACAGCCGGCCCCUCAGCGCCGAAUUCAGGGUCCACUUCGGACAGAUCUUCAACCUGAAGAUCGUCCACUGUCCUCAGAGCAUCGCCCUGCAGGUGUUUGAGGAGGGGGGCUCCUCCUGCUGCCUGCUGGCUCAGGUGUUUGUUCCGGUGCCUGGACCCGGGGUGGGGGGCAGCAGCGUCCCUGUGGAGGAGUUUGAGUUCAGCAGCAACCAGAGAGUCCUGCUGGAGCACGAGGGCGUAGGAAGUGACGUCCCCCUCUCCUUCGAGGCUGACGGCAGUAACAAGCAGACGCUGCUGACCUCGGGGAAACUGUCCUGCUGCGUGUCCUGGGGGGUCGGGGAGGACGGAGCUGCCCUCGCCCCCCCGCUGUCCCAGCACCCUGCUGCCAAACACAGUGGUCCGGGUCGUCUCGAUGCCGUCACAUGUAUCGGUGCCGCUGGACUGUACGACAUGAAAAAGAUUGGAGAGUGGGCCAAGCAGUCCCGCCUGGACCCCAACGACCCCAAGAACGCCUCCAUCAUGCAGCUGCUGAAGGUGGCCAGCAGCGGAGAGGUGACGGCCCCGGAGUAUUUCCGUCUGGAGCAGCUGCAGGAGGAAUUUCACUUCGUGUCCGAUGAGGAGCUGGAGUCGUCCAGAAGGUUCCGUCUGCUCACGCUCAGGAACCAGGAAGUGGCAGAGUUCAGGAACUACAAGUUCGUCCCGGCUCUGGAGAGGGAAGUCACAGAGAAGAUGUUCCAGGACUAUGAGAAGAAAGUGAAGGAAGGAGAGGUGGUGGACACUAAAGACCAUCUGGACUCACACAGAGCCUUAGUGGCCAAAUACCUGCAGAAGAUCAGAGAGUCUCUCAUCAACAGAUUCCUGCUGGCCAAGCACCACUUCCUGCUGUCCGACCUGGUGAUGGAGGAGGAGAUACCCAGCAUCGGCGGUGCAGGGCCAGGGAUCCUGGGGAUGAACCUGUUCAAGCUGGCUGAGCCGAAGCGUCCCCUGAAGCCUCAGAGGAAGGAGAGGAAGAAGGUGACGGCUCAGAAUCUGUCCGACGGAGACAUCAAGCUGCUGGUCAACGUGUUGCGGGCCUACGACGUCCCCGUCCGCAGACCCGGCAGCAGUAAACCUGGACAGGCAUCUCAGGGGGCCAUACAGGGCAGUGAUUGGCUCCACAGCCAGGUUCAGGUGAGGCCCUUUGUGGAGGUCUCCUUCCAGCGCACGGUGCUUCAGACCACCACCGCCGAGGGGCCGAACCCCUGCUGGAACGAGGAGCUGCAGCUGCCCUUCAGCGCUCCUAACGGAGACUACAGCGCCGCUGCCUUACAGUCCGUGAAGGACGAGGUCUUCAUCAACAUAUUCGAUGAGGUGGUUUAUGAGACCGGAGUGAACGACCGGGACAGAGGGAAGUCCAUCCACACCCGCCUGGAGAAGCACUGGCUGGGCUCUGUGAAGAUCCCCUUCAGCACCAUCUACUCCCAGAGCCGGAUUGACGGGACUCUGAAGGUGAACACCCCCGCGGUGCUGCUGGGCUACAGUAAAGAGCGCAGCGCUAAUGGAGGCUACGACGCUCUGAGGAGCAUCAGCGAGGGAGCCUUCAUCACACUCUACAUCACCAUCCAGCCCCAGCUGGUGCCUGGAGAGACUGUCAGGGAGAAGUUCGACAGUCAGGAGGACGAGCGUCUGCUGGCCGCGGCAGAGCGUUUUGAGCGGGAGGCGUCUCAGAGUUUCCCCGACCGGCCGUGCGUCUGCUCCGUCAUCGACCUCAACGGGAAGACGGUGUUCAUCACGCGCUACAUCAGACCCCUCAACCCCCCCCAGGAGCUGCUGGACGCCUUCCCCAACAACCAGCAGGAGGCCACGGCUCUGGUUGCUCGGUUCGUCUCUCUCAUCCCGUCUCUGCCCGACAGAGUCUCCUUCUCCGGGUCCUGCGACCUGUGGAGCACUUGUGAUCAGUUCCUGACACUGUUAGCAGGAGACGAAGAGGAGCAUGCGGUCCUGCUCUGCAACUACUUCCUGUCUAUGGGCAAGAAGGCCUGGCUGAUCAUCGGCACGGCUAUACCGGAGGGCCCGUCAGCGUACGUCCUGACCCUGGAGCAGAGCCGCUUCCUGAUCUGGAACCCGAGCAGCGCUCAGUGCUACGGACAGUACGACACCUUCUGUCCUCUGCAGAGCGUCGGCUGCAUGGUCAACGCCGACAACGGACUUCUUCAGGUGUGUUUGACAGCAGCAGGUUCUCCUGUGCUCUUCCUCCAGGUGUGGUUCAACGUCCAGGAGUACGGGUCUCCGAUGACCCUGAGUUUCGACACCUCUAAAGCCAACCUGUGGAGGCCGUUCUUCUCCAGAAGCUUCUCCCACCCCGGGCUCUCCAGUGUGCAGCCGGAGCAGCUGCUGUACCGCCGGGCCGACCGAGGGGGGGCCGCAGAGCUGCAGGACCGGAUUGAGAAGAUCCUGAAGGAGAAGAUGAUGGAGUGGCGUCCUCGGCACCCGACCCGCUGGAACCGGUUCUGCACCUCCACGCUCAAACAGUUCCUCCCUAAACUGGAGCAGAGCGGGGGGAGGGACGGGGAGGGGCACCGGCACGAGCUGCAGAGCAUGCUGGGAGACCACAGGAUCUCGGGCUUCCCGCUGCACCUCCCUUUCUCGGAGGUCCGGCCCAUCGUGGAGGCGGUGUUCAGCACCGGGGUCCACAACGUGCACGCUCCUAACGUGGAGUUCGCCCUGGCUGUGUACGUGCACCCGUACCCGAACAACGUGCUCUCUGUGUGGGUUUACCUGGCCUCGCUCGUACGCACCUGACCCUGGAGAGCUGUCAUCUGAAGAGCUUUGUUACUGAACCGGUUUCAUGUGUUCCGCUCAAUAAAUCACGCCUUCUGACAUGAUGCCCUUCGGUGUUACUGGACUGCUCACUGACCUCCGUUAGGGGGCGCCAGAGCUCCCAAGGGAGGUGGAAAGGCCCUAUUUGAUUUAAUGUGACUAAAGUGUUGGUGUGAAAGUUUACAGUUAACAGAUCAUAUAUUAUGCACUUUAACUGAGACUGUCUGCUUUAAUAUACACAAAUAUUCAUAAAUCAUCUCACAGUACCAUGGACAGGGAGACGCUCGUGUUGCUGUUUGACUGAAAUCAUGAUUUAUUUCAUUUUAAAAAUGGGGGGGGGGGGGGUCUUCAGGAUUGGUUGGGGGAGCAGCUGUGUAUCCUCGUGGCUGCAGCGCGUCUUUAGCCGUAACUCCAAUACGUCUUCAGAGUUGACUUCCCUGCUCUGCCACGUUUCCAUUUCAAUGACCAACAACAGCUGUAUUUUUGAACCCAAAGACUUUUAUUGAUGUGUUUAUGAACAUUUCCAGAACUCCUCACGCCAGACUUUGGAACAGACAUGGAUUGUUAUCUCCACUUGUUUUUAAAUCCCUCAUAUGAACAUUGGUCUUGUUAUCCCUCACAUCGGAGUGCAUAAAUACAAACAAAGCCAGGUGA